UGAAACCAUUUCACGUCUUUUAUCUUCACCCUCUGUUGGCCCUUGAGGACUUCAUUGCCUUUGAUUGUUUUUCCUUUUCGUUCUUGGUGCAGAAUGAACCACGCUCAUCCACGAAAGGUAUUAGCUCCCAGACCUCUAAUGUUAUGGACUUGCGCAUUGAGAUUGACAGGAGCUAUAAUAGCACCAUGAUGAAUAAACAGCAAAAGGUCGCUGAUUGGAAGAUCAACAUUAGUAACACGUGACGUUGAUUUGAUUCUCAAGUUCUGUUAGUGAACAACCUCUGCUUUUCGCUCGUGAAGGACCUGGCUACGAGAGGGCAGGAAGUGAGCAUCCAACGACUCUGGUCGACUAUCUUGCCUAGCAAGAGCUGACCCUCUCCAUUGUUGUGAUUGUGAAACAAAUUCCCUAUCUUCAACAUGUUGCAGAUGAAAUCGCAACCUCUUGCCGGAAUCGCCGAAGUCGGCGACAUGGCCCUUUCGAAGAUCGCACACGGCCAUGGUACUUGGAAGAUGAUAAGUAGCCAGUUUCAGUGGGUUCGUCUCGUACUAGUACAACUCGCAUGCUAGUAGCUUGGUGAAUGGAUGAAUAACAAUAAAAGCUAGCUGACGACUUCGAAUGUCAAAAUAUAAGAUAUGUUAAAUCCAUUCUCGAUUUUUUAACAUUCGAUAGAAUUAACAACAUGAAUAUGCAAUGUCAACUUCUGAUUUCUAUUCGCUCCUACAAUACCACGACAGAGGAAAUCCUACGAUUGCUCGAAGCGUAUCACCGUGCGACUGCCACGGCAGACCCUUUGGCGCAGAAGGAGGCAAUCGAAUCUCUGGCAGCUUACGUGCUGUCUCCAAGCAAGCUUGCCCGAGUUUUGGAGGUGGCGAUAUUGGAGCAAAUCUAUGGAAUCUUUCGAAACCAUCGGAGUCCGGCAGCUAUCAAGGCUUUUGCGGCAAGCUCAUCUGGUUUGCAGGAUGCGGCAGGAAACUACGAGGACGCUGCUCCGGCGGCAGACGCUGCAGCUGGCGCAGGAGGCAGCACUUCGUCUGCAACUAAAGGAGAAGAUGGCGAUGCAGAACAAGGAGGUCAAGCAGCUGACGCAUCAUCCGGAUCGGCCUUGCCGUCCGGUGGCAUCUUAAAGAACAGCGCGAUCGUGGAACACCAGCAGAGCCAAGGCCAGCAGCAACGACGCCCAACUCUUGAUGCUCCGCUUUUCGGCGAUCUUGAAGCUGUGCUCGAAACACGGCGCAAAGAGCUGAUCUUAUUGCGGCGCUACUAUGGAACGCAAAGGCAAAGUCGUGGACGAGGCGCUCCGCCUCCAGGCGCUGGUGCUGGUUCGCUCAUGUCCACCACGUCGGUGUCACCUAGUAUCAUAGUGGGCGGGAGAGGAGCAGGUUUAUUCAAUUUCUACAGCGAAGAGCUGCUGACGGCAACGAGUCCUGUGAGCGCGGCGCCAGCAUCCUCCGUCAGCGCCAGUAGUCCGCUUCGGGAAGGACCAACGGGCAGGACUCCAGGGGCCGCGAGCUCCUCGACUGGUGCAGCCAACUUCAACUACGGGAACGGCGCAAGAAAUGAUAGACCCAAUAGCGCUUCGCCGUCAAAGUUAACUACUUCCCCCAUACGCGGGAUAGCGACCCCGCAUGCGCACACGCGACUGGCUGGGCAAGCGAUAGUGCAGAACCAACGGAAAAAACGGGCGUCAGCAGAAACCUGGGGACACGAGCACGCAGCUAUUAAAAUCAACAAUCCGAAGUACUUAGCAAUUUUUUUAGACACGAGGAACUGCAUGGAUUCAAAUACUUCCUCAAUACUAGAACAAGUUGUUUUUGUUUAUUGACAUCGUAGGCUAUCGGCCGCAUUGUGAUUCUAAAAUAAGUAUGUUAUAUAAAUCGAGACAUCAAUAACAAGAAAGAUGUGCGUACGUACACAAUGAACAACAAAUCAAAUUCGUAAGUAGUUCUUGAACAACGAACACACGCAAAUAAUUUUAAUCGUGCUUGUACUCGUACACAGCAACAAGCAGCAUGCGCCGGUAUAUUACAUUCCGACAAGAAGUGGUGCAAAUAACUUCGUGAAAAAUCCGACGCGGCCACCUGGGAUGACUCGUCCUCUUGGAAGCAUGCCGAAUCUUCAUUUUGGAGGUAACAAACAUGCUAGCAGACCAGCUGGAGCUGCUGCCACCGGAACACUGAACAAGCAUGGUAGUGGCACGAAGAGCUCGUAUCUGCAACAGACGGAGAGUAUGCCUAGCGCAGCAUCAAGCACAGCGAAGGACAGCUAUGGAUGCAAUACAACUGCUUUUGGUGGAAAAAAUGCCCGUGCCGCGUCGUCCAUUGGAGGCGGUGCUGCUGCGGAAGGAACGAGUAAUGGGCCGAACAUGAUGGAGAGCUUGUAUGUGGCCCAGAUGUCGAGUGGCAGCGUGAAGAUAGCUGAGCAGUAUCCGUUGGACAGCGUGAACCACGAGAAAAUAUCCUCUAAGCCAAAGGCGCAGAUAACAGACGCGAACAACUUGCGCUCACGUCCAGGCAAGUACACGCUGCUUUACCGGGAGGAGGCUAUCUUCCAAGCGCAAAAUGCGAAUCGUGUGUCAAACAUACCAGAAAACGCACAUGCUGGCAACUACUCUCUGGGCACGCUGGCGGCACACUUCAACGAAGACACUACGAGGUGGCUUGUACGACAGCAGCAUCCGCUUUCAACUCCGGGAUUUGCAACUACGGUUGACCAGCAGAAAAAGCAGUACGGAGGAACGGCUGGAACUACUGGAGGUCAUCAGGCUAUUGCACCGCCUGGCGUGCAUCCAGGAACGACACAUCAUGGCGGAGCUGCACACCAUACUGGCGGUGCGUUUUCGCAUGCACAGGCUGGUCACGCAGGUCCGGGUCCAGCAGGGGCUACAGUACCUGAAAAAUUCGAUAUUUUCCAGGACACUGUCGAUUGGAUGCUUGCGCAGCAACAACAGGAAUCGUUAAGUGCCGGAAACUCAAUGAUGAACAGUAGCGACUUCCUGGUGAUCAGCAACAACAGCCAGCACGACGCCCCUGGUGUUGGUGCUCCCGCCUCACCGGUUGUGGAACGCACGUUGUUGAUGGACAACAGCGGCGGAUUCGGCAGUUCGCAAACUGCGGGGGCAAUCCUAGAGCAUGCUUGAUGGUGUUCCUAUGGUCUCUCUCUAGUAGAACUGAUACAAUUUUUGCAUCCAUUUGGCAUGUCUUGUCCGUUUCUUGUUAAAAAGACAUUCGUCUUGUAAAUGUAACUCAUGAGAUUGUUGGAAAUAGACUUGGAUUAGAUUCUAGGUAGAUAAUAUACCUCCAAACUUGCUCACCAAAACAAUGGAAAACAUCGACAGAGCAAGACACUCGGAUUCGGAAUUGCUAUUUACUACGUUUAUGACUUGCAAAAAACCAACGAAUCUUGUUUGUGUACUAGUGUCUAUAGUAGAGAUUCACCAGUAGUUGGUUCUAUGACCACCAAGCGGAGUACUUAACUACCGCAAUCAUGAGGGCUACCAAACACGCAUGACAUCAUAGAAGUAAGUACUUACUUACCUACUUGCUUGCUCAAGUGAAAGACAAGGCGAAGGCAACACAAGAGUAUUAUUAAUGGACGAACUCGACCUGUGUGUUUACAGCUGUCCACUACCCAUGAGGAAUUUCAAUUUUCUUUGUGAUGAGAGCGAUAUUUUCCGUCCUUUUUCUCUCGGAUCUCGUUUUAAUUAUCACGCCUGCAUUAUUGUUAAUACUAGAUUUUGACGAGGUGGACCCAGUUAGAGAGAGAGCAGAUGAUGC
Messenger RNA from Amoebophrya sp. A25, 3773 nucleotides. The record is from the annotation of a GenBank genome assembly. NCBI's taxonomy places the organism in Eukaryota, Dinophyceae, Syndiniales, Amoebophryaceae.